AUGCGUCAAGAAAAACAAGGAAAACGAAACGCUAUUCGCUUCUUCUUCUUUCACCAUUGUCGAAUAGCUUUUGAGCUUUACAGGUAUCGCCUGAAAAUGGAUCGAAUCGCGUCUGCGACUUUCUCUUGCUCAGCGAUUUCACCGCCUCGCGUCUGUAGAAUCAAACCUUUUGGCCGAAACAUGGAUGCUGAUCAUAGAAAGAUAUUCUCGUGUCGAGUAGCUGUGGCUUCUGCAAAUACGGUCGUCGACAGUGAACUUGACUUAGAACACAAGAAACACGACCUACUGAGAGCUGUUCAAGAAACUCAACGAGGCCUCACUGCCACUUCUGAUCAACGAUCUGUCAUCGAAGAGGCUCUGGUGACUGUGGAAGGGUUUAACGGCGGUGAAGCCAUUGAUCUAGUGAAGCUAGAUGGGACAUGGAGGCUACAGUAUACAUCUGCAGCUGAUGUUGUUGUUCUGUUCGAAGCUGCUUCAAGAUUUCCCUUCUUUCAGGUGGGUCAGAUCUUCCAGAAGUUUGAGUGCAAAGAUGGAUCAGAAGGUGGAAUCAUUCGGAACGUUGUUCAGUGGAGUGUUCCAAGCUUGUUAGAGGAGCAAGAAGGUGCAACACUUGUUGUGACUGCAAAAUUCGACAAGGUCUCUAGUCGAAACAUCUACCUUCAGUUUGAAGAGAUAAGUGUUAGAAACAUAAACAUCAAUGAGCAGCUUCAAGCUCUUAUUGCACCUGCAAUAAUUCCACGCUCAUUUUUAAGCCUUCAGAUUUUGCAGUUUAUACGCAAUUUCAAAGCUCAGAUUCCAGUAACCGCAACCAGUCCAGGAAGGAGAUCAGUAGGUGGAUUGUAUUACCUGUCUUAUCUCGAUAAUAACAUGCUCUUGGGUCGAUCCGUUGGAGGUGGAGGCGUAUUUGUCUUUACAAAAUCUCAACCCCUAGAGCUGUGA
Microthlaspi erraticum is the source of this 939-nucleotide messenger RNA. The record is from the annotation of a GenBank genome assembly. NCBI's taxonomy places the organism in Eukaryota, Viridiplantae, Streptophyta, Magnoliopsida, Brassicales, Brassicaceae.